CCCUCCGACGCCCUGGCAAACAUAGACUUUCGUGCUUUCUAGUACUUUUCUAUUCUUCCGAGGGCACCGUCGACAAAGUAUUUUUCUCAAUCUAUCCUGUAUCGACGUAAUUGGGAACAUCCAGAGUUUCUCUCACGCCGGCCCUCAUACCCCUUCCCAACCUUUCCGGCGGAUCCCUUCCCCCUCAUCUCCCCUUCUCGCGCCAGAACUUGAAGGACCAUUUCGAUAGUACUGCAAUUUUUCGUCGAAAUUCAAGUUCCAGCCGAGACGGAUCUCUCCAUAAGGACUCUCUUCUUCUGUCCGUCUGCGUUGCAUUCUAAUAUAUAAUCCUCUCUUUUUUAUUUAUCACCAUGAACACGUUUGUGCUUGGCGACCAGACGGCGUCCCAGAUCGCGUUUUUGCGAAGUCUGGUGACGAGGAAGAACAACACUCUACUGGCUUCGUUUCUAGAGCGCGCGGCUCUCGCAUUGAGAGAGGAAGUCCAGAAGCUCCCAAAGACACAGCGAGACACAAUCCCGAAUUUUCUCACUCUGAACCAUCUCACGGAAGCCUACCAUGAGAAGGGUGUUAAAGUUCCUCAAAUCGAGUCCGCUCUGUUGACAAUUGCUCAGUUGGCGCACUUCAUCGGAUACUUCAGCGAAAACCCGACCGAACUGCCCAAUGCCUCAAAUGUGCGACUUGUUGGUCUUUGCACCGGUCUUGUCGCCGCCGCCGCAAUUGCAUGUGCGAAGUCCCUCAGUGAUUUGCUACCUCUUGCAGUGGAAGCCGUCCGUAUUUCCUUCAGAAUUGGCAACACAACUGCGAAUGCCAAGAUCGCUCUCGAACCGGUGGCCAAUGGCCAGGAGCCUUGGUCGACCAUUGUCACGAAUACCAACGAGGAGACUGCAAAUGCUAUUUUGGCCGACUUCCAUGCCGCCAAUGGAAUUCAGCCUGCGAGCCAGGCGUACGUUAGUGCUGUGAGCGUCAUGGCCCUGACGAUUUCUGGUCCGCCCUCGAUCACAAAGAGGCUUUUUGAAGAGACAGAGCUGGCAAAGAACCACAGAGUGCCCAUUCCAGUCUAUGCUCCGUACCACGCCGCUCAUCUAUAUGGCGAGAAUGAACGCGCGAAGAUAUUUGACAAUGACACAAUCAAGAACUUGCGAUUCUUCCGUCCGUCAGCUCUCGUGCACUCAGCUGCGACUGGCAAGUGUAUCUCUGCCACCAGCGCCGCUGAGCUAUUCACCCUCGUCGCGGAGGAGAUCCUCGAGUUUCCGGUACGCUGGGACCAUCUGCUCGAGGAGACAGUUUCGCAGAUUACAGCUACCAACGCAUCUGAAGCGUAUAUUACGUCCUUCGGUAUUACCAACGUCACCAACAGCUUGGUUUCCGCGCUCAAGGCUGGUGGACAACCUAAUGUUGUUGUCAAGGACCACACCUCCUGGGGCGCGCCAUCCAAGACAUUUGGCCGCACUCAAAACGACAAGAUUGCAAUCGUUGGUAUGGCUGGCCGUUUCCCAGGGGCUGCAAGCCAUGAAGCGCUGUGGGAUCUCCUCAUGAAGGGACUGGACGUUCACCGCAAGGUUCCCGCCGAUCGUUUCGACGCUGAUGCUCACUGCGACCCAUCUGGCAAGGGUAAGAACAAAUCACACACUCCGUAUGGUUGCUUUAUCGAUGAGCCCGGUCUGUUUGACCCUCGAUUUUUCAACAUGUCUCCUCGCGAGGCUGCCCAGACCGAUCCGAUGGGUCGACUUGCGCUCGUAACAGCAUAUGAAGCGUUGGAAAUGAGCGGUUACGUUCCAAAUCGCACUCCUUCCACCAAACUCGACAGGAUUGGUACAUUCUAUGGCCAGACCUCUGACGAUUGGCGUGAGAUUAACGCAGCCGAGAACGUUGACACCUAUUUCAUUACCGGAGGUGUGCGUGCUUUUGCACCGGGUCGCAUAAACUAUUAUUUCAAGUUUAGCGGCCCGUCGUUCUCUAUUGAUACGGCUUGCUCGUCAUCCAUGGCUGCCAUUCAGCUUGCUUGCACGUCCCUCUGGGCCGGUGACUGCGACACUGCAGUUGCAGGUGGUCUUAACGUCUUGACCAACCCAGAUAUUUUUGCUGGCUUGUCCAAGGGUCAGUUCCUGAGCAAGACAGGGUCUUGCAAGACGUAUGACAACGCGGCUGAUGGCUAUUGCCGUGGUGAUGGUUGCGCCUCCGUUAUCCUCAAGCGUUACGAGGACGCCAUUGCUGAUAAGGAUAACAUUCUUGGUAGCAUUCUUGGCAUUGCAACCAAUCACUCCGCCGAGGCUGUAUCCAUCACCCACCCGCACGCUGGUGCUCAGGAAUUCCUGUUCAAGCGUGUAUGUGCCACAGCUGGUGUUGAUCCUCUCGAUGUCACAUACGUCGAAAUGCACGGCACUGGUACGCAGGCUGGUGACGGUAUCGAAAUGACUUCCGUCACGAAUGCUUUCGCUCCUCGCGAUCGUCAGCGGCGUCCUGAUCAGCCAUUGUAUCUUGGUGCCAUCAAGGCUAAUAUCGGACACGGUGAGGCUUCCUCUGGCAUAAACGCAUUGUGCAAGGUUCUCCAAAUGUGGCAGCACAACAUGAUCCCAGCCAACGUUGGUAUCAAGGGCAUUAUCAAUCAGACGUUCCCUAAAGACUUGGCGCAACGUAUGGUGAACAUCCCGACGGUGAACACUCCGCUCCCUCCCCGCAAGGGAGAGGAGUGCCGCAAGAUCUUCCUCAACAACUUUUCUGCAGCUGGUGGCAACACUUCCGCCAUCCUGGAGGAGGGACCUCUGUACAAGCCACCGACUGGUGUGGAUCCCCGAAGCACCCACGUGAUUACGGUAUCAGCUCGCUCAAUUGCUUCUAUCAAGCGUAACAUCCAGCGUUUGAGCGAUUGGGUCGCCAAGCACCCCUCGGCAACAUUGACAUCUUUGGCGUACACGACCACUGCUCGUCGUAUCCAACACAACUACCGUGUUGCCUUUACCGUAUCCGACAUCAGCAAGGUCCGUGAUGGCCUACAGGCACAGAUUAAGGAUACCUACAACCCAAUUGCCAUGGUUCCCACCAAAGUUGCCUUCUGCUUCACUGGCCAGGGCUCUCAGUACACCGGCCUUGCUCAGGCGCUUUACAAGGAUCUCUCUUCGUUCCGAGAGGAUAUUGACCAGCUCGACAACAUGGCUCGUCUCCAAGGCUUCCCAUCCUUCAUUCCUCUCCUUGACGGCACCGACGUUGCCACCCUGUCCCCAGUGGUUGUGCAGCUUGGAAUGGCCUGCAUCCAAAUUGCGCUCUCUAGAAUGUGGGCUUCUUGGGGCAUUAGGCCAACUGCAGUGAUUGGUCACUCUCUUGGCGAGUAUGCUGCUCUGCACGUUGCUGGCGUUAUAUCUGCCAGCGACAUGAUCCUUCUCGUCGGCCGCCGUGCCCAGCUUCUCGAGCGCGACUGCACCAAGUAUACUCAUGGUAUGUUGGCGGUUAAGUCCAAUGUCGAGACCAUGGAGCAGCUUCUUGGAGACAAGAUGACAGAGGUAGCUUGCAUCAACGGUCCUGAAGAGACCGUUCUUUGCGGUACCACUGAAGUCAUUGCAGGCAUCAGCGACAUCGUCGCGGCCAAGGGCUUCAAGAACACCAAACUGAACGUACCGUUUGCCUUCCACUCUGCUCAAGUCGAUCCUAUUCUUGAGGCAUUCAAGCAGGCUGCGGCUGCUGUUACCUUCAACAAGCCUCAGGUUCCUGUUCUAUCUCCUCUCACUGGUGAAGUCAUCCGCGAGGCUGGGAUCAUCGGCCCAGACUACCUUGCUCGUCACGCUCGAGAGACUGUCAACUUCUGGUCUGCGCUUGCCACCGGUCAGGAGGAGAAGGUCUUCGACGAGAAGACUGCUUGGAUUGAGGUUGGUGCUCACCCAGUGUGCUCUGGCAUGGUCCGCGCUUCCCUGGGUGGCUCUCCAGUCACUGCUCCAUCUCUACGCCGCAAUGAGGACCCCUGGAAGACACUUUCUGCCUCCCUGGUUUCUCUCUACCUGGCUGGUGUGAAUAUCGAUUUUAAUGAAUUCCACCGUGAGUUCAACGAUGCCCAGGAGCUUCUGACACUGCCGACGAUGAGCUUUGACGAUAAGAGGUACUGGCUCGAUUACCAUCACAACUGGACCCUUACCAAAGGUGAAGCACCUGUUGCUGCCCCAGUCGAAAUCGUUAAGCCGGUACCUGAGAUCAAGAGCAAACUGCAUACUACUUCUUGCCAGAAGAUUAUAAAGGAGGAGCUCCAUGCCAACUCUGGCACCAUCGUCAUCCAGUCCGACAUCACUGAACCCAAGCUGUAUGCCGCAGUAACCGGCCAUCAAGUCAAUGAUGCUCCUCUUUGCCCAUCUUCGCUCUAUGCUGAUAUGGCCAUGACUGCUGCUGAUUACCUAUACAAGGAGCUUCGACCAGGUGCUGGAGCGGUUGGCUACAAUGUCUGUGAAAUGGAGGUUCACAAACCUUUCGUUGCCAUCAUGCCACCCCCUCCAGAGGGUCAACAUCUGCAACUCGAAGCUGCAGCUGAUCUUGAGGAAGGCUGCGUGUACAUGACAUGGCGUCAUGUGAAGGCCGAUGGUACACUCAUUACUGAACUUGGUACCGGCAAGGUGAAGUACGAAGACACUGAGAAGUGGCACACCGAGUGGAACCGCAUUGGUUACAUGGUCCAGAGCCAGAUCGAUCUUCUCCACCACAAGCUACAAACAGGCGCUGCUCACAAGGUCCUUCGGGGCAUGGCUUACAAGCUUUUCAAGGCCCUCGUUACCUAUUCUCCACCAUACCGAGGUAUGGAGGAGGUCAUCCUCGAUGGAAAGCAAACGGAGGCUACUUCAAAGGUCCAUUUCCCAACUACUGACAAGGAUGGCGAGUUUUUCUGCUCUCCAUUCUGGAUCGAUGCUCUCGCCCACAUCUCUGGUUUCAUCGUCAACGCGUCCGAUGUUGUUGACUCCUCCGAGUCUGUCUACAUCUCUCACGGCUGGGGUGAGAUUCGUAUUUCCCGUGCACUCUCGGCUGACAAGGAGUACCGCUCCUAUGUCCGCAUGCAGCCACUGGCAAGCAACCCAACCAUCUCGACGGGUGACGUCUACAUCUUUGAGGGCGAUGAAAUCAUUGGUAUGGUCACCCAGCUUAAGUUCCAGAACGUGCCUCGCCGCGCACUGAACGUCAUGGUUCCACCAGUCAAGAAGGGCGUCCCGUCCAAAUCCGUUGCUGCUGCUCCUGCUGCUCCGAAGGUCGCAGCUCCUCCAGUUAAGGUAAACAAGAGUGCUCCAGUGACAACCAAGACGACUAAGCCUGUCAAGGCUGCUCCAGUCAAGGCCGAGAAACCCAAGAAAGCUCCAAAGGCGCCGAAGGCACAUAAAUCCACUGGUGGUAUCGUCGCCAAGGUUAUGGACAUUGUUGCGAAAGAAACUGAGGUUGACAUGUCUGAGCUUGUCGACGACGCCGCCUUUGAAAAUCUGGGUGUUGACUCUCUUCUAUCGCUCACCAUUUCCGCCAUCUUCCGUGAGGAUCUAGACCUGGACAUUCCUUCGAGUCUGUUCACCGACUACCCAACAGUUGGUGAAAUGAAGAAAUACUUUGCUGCCCUAGAUGGUGGUGCUGCUCCUGUUGAUGAAGACGACUCGGAUGUCGAUUCUGAAGCCGAAGUGCCGUCUGAUGAUGAGGUGUCUACGCCAGCGAGCUCCGCGCCAAGCUCCGCUCCAUCAAUCACGGGUGAGAAGAAGGCUGCCGCUCCAGCUGCGGCCCCUUCUGGCUCUGGCCCUUCUUUGGCACGCAAGAUUGUGGCCGAAGAGAUGGGAGUUGAUGUUUCUGAGAUCACUGAUGACGCUGACCUCGCUGAAAUGGGCAUGGACUCUCUCAUGAGCUUGACUAUCCUCGGUGCUCUUCGUGAGGCCACAAACAUAGAUCUGCCAUCCACUUUCCUAGUCACCAAUGGCUGCAUCAAGGACAUCGAAGACGCACUUGGCAUGCGACCAAAAGCGGCUGAACCUGCUGGACCUGCUGCCCCAAAGCCCUCGAAGCCAUCAAAGCCAUCGCAGGCUUUAAAAGCUCAGCCAGCCCCCACUGAAAACCGCCCUGGGUACGCUGGCGCGUUUAAGUUGGCGGACAAGAUCCCGGACAUUCCGACGGAAGCUGAAGUCGCAGCGAAGCUUGCUAUGAUUCAGCGUGAGAUGCAAGGGUUGCCACCGGCAAACUCAGUCCUUCUCCAGGGUAAUGCAAAGAUUGCUACCAAGCGGCUUUUCCUACUUCCUGAUGGUUCUGGAUCUGCUACAUCCUAUGUUUCCAUCCCCAACAUCUCCCCGGACAUGGCCGUCUACGGUCUGAACUGUCCGUUCAUGAAGAAGCCUGAACAGUGGAAGUGCGGAAUUGAGGUUGUGACCGGCUUGUACCUGAAGGAGAUCAAGCGCCGCCAACCCCACGGUCCAUACAUGAUCGGUGGUUGGUCAGCUGGAGGCGUGAUUGCAUAUGAGACUGCUAUGCAGCUGAUCCAGAAUGGCGAAGAGGUCGAACGCCUCCUCCUGCUUGAUUCUCCUUGCCCUCUGCAGCUAGAUCCACUACCAGCCCGCCUCCACGUUUUCUUUGACCAGAUUGGUCUCCUUGGCACGGGCAAGGCUGGAGGAACUCCAGGCUGGUUGCUUCCUCACUUCGCUGCCGCAAUCGCCUCCUUGAGCGCGUACGAGCCUGUUCCAUUCCCCAAGGGGAAAGCGCCUCGCACUGUCGCUAUAUGGUGCACUGACGGCGUGUGCCCGAAUCCCGAUGAUCCACGCCCUCCACCAGCUGAAGGUGAGGAUCCUCUGCCAAUGAAAUGGCUGCUCAACAACCGCACUGAUUUCGGUCACAACGGCUGGGGCCAGCUGGUUGACGAGGACAACAUGGAGUUCUACGUCAUGGGUGGCAAUCACUUCACUAUGAUGAAGGAGCCUCACGCUCAGGUUCUUGGCAAGUUCAUGAGGCAGGGUCUUGGCUACGAGGUAUAAGCGCUUUAGAGUAUUCUUAAAUCCAUCGCAUCCCAGAGGCUCGGUUUUACGUUUAUCAAUGGGCCUUGCAGGCGUCUUAGGGUGAGAAUUGUUUGGUAAAAGGCCACUUUAUAAUGCUAUGGGACUUAUUUAGGCUGAAGGACGCAACUGUUCAAACAUUUCACAGGUUUUGUAUGCAGCUCAAGGCCUUGAGAUGUUGGUUCCAUCCCAAGGUCUCUUUUGUGCUGGUGCUGCUUGAUGGUGUUUGGACUACAUGUGUUUCACUCUAGCUUUGAAAGGACUUGAGGAUUCGAAUGACCAUUCUGGAUGGGGACAAUUUCAUAGACGUUCUGUAUAGCACUAGUUUUUUGUUGGAUUUUGAUAUCUUACUUGCUUGACGGCUAUCGACUCUUCAGCGACUUGACUGUACAUAAUUUCAAUAGAUAUAUACUACCCGUCGAUUUCAG
Verruconis gallopava is the source of this 7408-nucleotide messenger RNA. RefSeq lists its product as uncharacterized. Gene Ontology annotation, biological process: fatty acid biosynthetic process. The coding region runs from base 351 to 6962 and encodes 2203 amino acids. The record is from RefSeq and is a predicted model, not a curated record. Lineage: Eukaryota; Fungi; Ascomycota; Dothideomycetes; Venturiales; Sympoventuriaceae. Gene Ontology annotation, molecular function: 3-oxoacyl-[acyl-carrier-protein] synthase activity; phosphopantetheine binding; fatty acid synthase activity. The transcript has 3 exons.